GCCAAUCACAUGCGCCGCGGCCGUGCCGCGUUUCCUGGAGGAGCUUGGCGUCAUGUGUGCGAGAAUUUAUGAGAACACGAGCGGCGACUUUAGACCCGGCGACCAAAUGAACUCAGCCAGGUUUGUGGCCGCGGUGCGGAGAAGAUGCCCUCAGGCCGUCACACGACACCCGCUGCUGCCGCCGCCGGGGUCCUCCUCCAUGGUGCAGCGCUGGCCCCUGUCCACAGGGCCUGUGCCCGCAGCCCGUCUGCCCUGCCGGGUGAAGUUGUCUGCUGGGAAACGCUACGCCUGGUGCGCCUGUGGACACAGCAAGAAACAGCCUUUCUGCGAUGGAGCUCACAGGACGGCAGCACCCAGCUUCUCCCCUCUACGCUUCACCCCUGAUAAAGACCGGACGGUCAUGCUGUGUGCCUGCAAGCAAACGAAAAACGCACCGUACUGUGACGGCUCACACUUCAAGGUCAUCUUACAGGAUUUAGUGAAGCGCAUGAAAGGUGUCUUCAAAUGAACAACACUCAACCCAUCUGUUCUGGUGAAAGAAGAUAACCGGAAGAAAUCUGAUCUUUGUCUUGUCUCAAUGGGAUCAUGUUAUUCAUUAAGGUCUCCAGGUAAAAGUCAUUAUUGUUGAUGUUAUAUAUAUUGUUGGGAAAAUGUGACUGUGAACAGACAUCUCCCACUGAUUAAUCAUCUUCUUCUUGUCUGAACACAUUACAUUGUUUAUGUUAGUGUUUGUCAGUUACAAAGCUAUUGGUGCUGAAGCUGGAACAGGAACACUGAGGUCAUCAGUCCAAGUUGCCUCCUCACAGCAUCUUUUUUUAGCCUCCUUUUUUCCUGACACUUCAUAUUUAUGUUAAUCAGGUAUUGAAGUGUAGUUUCUUGAAUUAAUUUUUUUAAUUUUUUAUAUAUUUUCACUGUAUUUCCAUAAUGUCAGGUGUGAAAUUGACAGUAGGCGCAACAGAAAGAUCUCAGACGUCAUUCUGUUUACAGGCUGUGGGUAUGAAGGGAUUACUCUCAUAUGAAUUAUAUAAAUGAAAUGUACCUUUUGGAUUUUUGUGUCUGGUUUCUGUGUGGUCAAAAAUCAGCUGCACCCAUAUCACUGAGGGAAAUAUGUUGACUUAGGGUAACAGCGAUAACCGCCGCAUAAUCUGCUUUUUCCAGUUUUGUGGUUGCAGGGGAAGAAAACUUCCCACUAAAUAUACUGCGGGCAUUACAUGAAUUAUCUUAUGUAAGUAUUAGCACUGAAUAGUGGGUCCAUAACAUCUGUGUCUUCAGUAUGUGCUACAACCCUGGUAGGAUAGAUAGAUCAAUAGGAAAUUCCAGAAAUCUAUCUUUCUAAUACUUAAUACUCCUGUAGACUAACUUAUAUUACUUAUUUUUCAUUGUGAUUUUGGCACAGCCUGCCUGAGGAGAUAAGGCUGGCAGAGUCUGUGCCUUCUUUUAAGUCACUUUUAAAAACCCAUUUCUAUAGCCUUGCUUUUAUGUGAUGUCGUCUUUUUAUAUUGUCUUUCUAUAUCUUUUUUUUAUUGACCGUAUAAUUGUUGGAAUGCAGAUUUUAAUUGUCUGUGAUUUAUAUGUUUUUGUGAAAGGACUUUGUGAAGUUACUUCUAAAAGGUGCUAUAUAAAUAAAAUUAUUAUUAUUAUCAUUA
Scophthalmus maximus (turbot) is the source of this 1646-nucleotide messenger RNA. Its product is annotated as CDGSH iron-sulfur domain-containing protein 3, mitochondrial-like. Gene Ontology annotation, cellular component: intracellular membrane-bounded organelle. Gene Ontology annotation, molecular function: 2 iron, 2 sulfur cluster binding. Lineage: Eukaryota; Metazoa; Chordata; Actinopteri; Pleuronectiformes; Scophthalmidae. The transcript has 3 exons. The record is from RefSeq and is a predicted model, not a curated record. Bases 53 to 508 code for a protein of 151 amino acids.